Cloeon dipterum is the source of this 1902-nucleotide messenger RNA. Its product is annotated as basic proline-rich protein-like. The record is from RefSeq and is a predicted model, not a curated record. Bases 1 to 1902 code for a protein of 633 amino acids. NCBI's taxonomy places the organism in Eukaryota, Metazoa, Arthropoda, Insecta, Ephemeroptera, Baetidae. The transcript is spliced from 3 exons.
AUGGCGGCCUUGAAGGUCUUCCGCCACAGCCACCUGGCCUCCAUCCACCGAACUGGGCCACCGCCUCCUGGGCCGCCGCCGCCUCCUGGGCCGCCGCCUCCGGGGCCACCGCCUCCUGGGCCACCGCCUCCUGGGCCGCCGCCUCCUGGGCCGCCGCCUCCUGGGCCACCGCCUCCUGGGCCGCCGCCGCCUCCUGGGCCACCGCCGCCGCCUCCUGGGCCGCCACCUCCGGGGCCGCCGCCGCCGCCUCCUGGGCCACCACCUCCUGGGCCGCCGCCUCCUGGGCCACCGCCGCCGCCUCCACCUGGGCCGCCGCCUCCGGGGCCACCACCUCCUGGGCCACCGCCGCCGCCUCCACCUGGGCCGCCGCCGCCUCCACCUGGGCCACCGCCGCCGCCGCCUCCUGGGCCACCGCCGCCGCCUCCACCUGGGCCGCCGCCUCCACCUGGGCCACCGCCGCCGCCUCCACCUGGGCCGCCGCCGCCUCCACCUGGGCCGCCGCCGCCGCCGCCUCCGCCACCGCCUCCUGGGCCGCCGCCUCCUGGGCCGCCGCCUCCUGGGCCGCCGCCUCCUGGGCCACCGCCGCCGCCUCCACCUGGGCCACCGCCGCCGCCUCCUGGGCCACCGCCGCCGCCUCCUGGGCCACCGCCGCCGCCUCCGGGGCCACCGCCUCCUGGGCCGCCGCCUCCGGGGCCACCGCCUCCUGGGCCGCCGCCGCCUCCUGGGCCACCGCCGCCGCCUCCUGGGCCACCGCCGCCGCCUCCUGGGCCGCCGCCUCCUGGGCCGCCGCCUCCGGGGCCACCGCCUCCUGGGCCGCCGCCGCCUCCACCUGGGCCGCCGCCGCCUCCUGGGCCACCGCCACCGCCGCCGCCGCCUCCUGGGCCACCGCCACCGCCUCCUGGGCCGCCGCCUCCUGGGCCGCCGCCGCCGCCUCCUGGGCCACCGCCACCGCCGCCGCCGCCUCCUGGGCCACCGCCACCGCCUCCUGGGCCGCCGCCUCCUGGGCCGCCGCCGCCGCCUCCUGGGCCACCGCCACCGCCGCCGCCGCCUCCUGGGCCACCGCCACCGCCUCCUGGGCCGCCGCCGCCGCCUCCUGGGCCACCGCCACCGCCGCCGCCGCCUCCUGGGCCACCGCCACCGCCUCCUGGGCCGCCGCCGCCGCCUCCUGGGCCACCGCCGCCGCCUCCUGGGCCGCCGCCGCCUCCUGGGCCGCCACCGCCGCCGCCUGGGCCGCCGCCGCCUCCACCUGGGCCGCCGCCGCCUCCUGGGCCACCGCCACCGCCUCCUGGGCCGCCGCCGCCGCCUCCUGGGCCACCGCCACCGCCUCCUGGGCCGCCGCCUCCUGGGCCGCCGCCGCCGCCUCCUGGGCCACCGCCGCCGCCUCCUGGGCCACCGCCACCGCCGCCGCCGCCUCCUGGGCCACCGCCACCGCCUCCUGGGCCGCCGCCUCCUGGGCCGCCGCCGCCGCCUCCUGGGCCACCGCCACCGCCUCCUGGGCCGCCGCCGCCUCCACCUGGGCCGCCGCCGCCUCCUGGGCCACCGCCACCGCCGCCGCCGCCUCCUGGGCCACCGCCACCGCCUCCUGGGCCGCCGCCGCCGCCUCCUGGGCCACCGCCACCGCCGCCGCCGCCUCCUGGGCCACCGCCACCGCCUCCUGGGCCGCCGCCUCCUGGGCCACCGCCACCGCCUCCUGGGCCGCCGCCGCCGCCGCCACCACCGCCGCCUUGCCUGCCGGUGCCACCUGCCUUACCAGUGCUGCCAGGGUUCGUGUCAAGUGCAGAAACUCCGGAGAAUAUGUCAGGAUCUGUUUCAAUGGUUUCACCAUCGGCUUGUCGAGCUCUUCUGCGAAGUGAUCCUCCUGUGCCGAGGUUGAUUCUUGAGCUCAUUCCACCGCCUUGCUGA